UGUUAAGUUUAGCUCCUGGCCGUGAUCAGUGCGCGUUAACAGACUGUAAAAUCAACAAACGUUAUAAAAAUUUUGAAAAUAUAAAAAAAGGAUUAAUCAACAAUAUAUACAAACAUAUAUCAAGAUGAAGUUCUGUGCUGGAUUAGCUUUGCUGGUGAUUGUUGGAUUUGUGGCCAGCGGCGAUGCCUUGCCGGCCAAGAAAAGAAUGGUUUAUUAUCAACAACCAGCUGCCGCUGAAUGGUAUGCCGGAGCCGGUGGACCACAGCAAAGGAUCAUGUAUAUGCAAUAUGUGCAGCCAGGACGUACUCAUGCUCGUUCCACUCAAGCGGCCAGUGCUUUGGUUGCCGGCGAAACUGUUGCCACUGGCACAUAUCUGAAGGAUUGUAAUCAUCCAGAAUCUGCAUCUGCUGAGGCCGAUCAAAGUGUUGAGGCCGCUGCCCAGGCUGAUGAUGCCUUGAGUGCUGCUGGUGCCCAUGGUGCCAGUUCGGUGGCUGAGGCUUAUCCCGAUGAGGCUCCAGUUGUUCAGGUGGCCAUUGAUGCCGAUGUCGUGCCCGAAUCCGUGCCCGAAGCUGAGCCAGAACAGCCAGAGGCCCCAGUAGACAGCAACGAUGAUGCUGCCAAGGUGCCACGUGACUUCAACUUCCCAGCUGAGGCUGCUGCCGAGGAGCCUGCUGCUCCAGCUGCUGAGCAAAUUCCCGUUGUGGUGGCCGUUGAGGCCGAUUUGCCAGUUCCCGCCCCAAUUGCUCCUGUUGCUCCCGUUGUGCCAGCCAAUCGUUAUCUGCCAGCCAAGAAGAAGGUCAUCGUCGAGUUGGAUCAAUCGCCCGAAGAGGAUGAGGAACCCGAAGUGGCUGCCAUUGAGGAUGAGGAAGCCGAGAACACUGUGGCCGACGAUGUCGAAGAGGAUGAAGAGGAGGCCAUCAAGCCAGUGGUCAAGCAUCCCGCCCGUGUGCCCAAUGCCCGUCGUCCAGUGGUCAAGAAACCCGUGAAGGCUGCCCAACCAGCCAAGCCCUCAAAGAAACCAGCCGCUGCUCUCCCAGCUGGCACCUUCUUCCCCAUCGAUUUCGGUGGCACCAACGGCGGAGCCAUUGCCAUUGCCAACUCCUUCAGCACCGGCGAGGGUGGCUCGGCCACUAGCCAUGCCAUUGCCUACGGCUCUCCCGACGCUGCUCGUGCCCGUGUCCGUCCCAAUCCAAGCAAGUUCCGUCAUUGAGUCCCGUUCAUGACUGAUGAUGAUCAUCCAUUCAUGCGCAUCUUCCACCAAAUUCUUGCUCUGUAAAAGAUUUUAAGAUUUAUUAUUUUUUUUUUUUGUAAUUAUUUAGUGAAAUUGUAAAACAUUUAUUAUUUUUUUACCCCCCCUCUUACCUCACACACACACACUCAACAAAAACACAAAAAAAAUCAAAAAAACAAACCGCAUUUUUUUAAAUAAACGAAAAAGUUCUUUCCCUAA
Molecule: messenger RNA, 1450 nt
Organism: Drosophila willistoni
Lineage: Eukaryota; Metazoa; Arthropoda; Insecta; Diptera; Drosophilidae
Product: translation initiation factor IF-2
Exons: 3
Coding region: 125-1210 (361 amino acids)
Source: RefSeq, a predicted model, not a curated record